Gopherus evgoodei (Goodes thornscrub tortoise) is the source of this 1964-nucleotide messenger RNA. Its product is annotated as olfactory receptor 10A7-like. NCBI's taxonomy places the organism in Eukaryota, Metazoa, Chordata, Testudines, Testudinidae. The record is from RefSeq and is a predicted model, not a curated record. Gene Ontology annotation, cellular component: membrane. Bases 577 to 1530 code for a protein of 317 amino acids. Gene Ontology annotation, biological process: G protein-coupled receptor signaling pathway. The transcript has a single exon. Gene Ontology annotation, molecular function: olfactory receptor activity; G protein-coupled receptor activity.
CUUCCCUGUUUUGGCCUUAUGGGACUGCGUCAAAGUUAACAAUACACAGAGCUGUCUGUCUGAAAGGUGAGUUUUCAAAGUGCCCAAAGUCCACAUGCAUAGGCAGACCCACUUGAAAAUUAGACAGAGUAGUUUAGAAAUAAAUAGUUUUCUAAACCUGGAGUCAUUUGGUUAAGGAAUUCAUGAGAUACAUCCCCGCUCAGUCCCAAAUUAACCUUGUUUGAAAAUUUGCAGGAUCUCAUAACACAUUUUAGUCACAAAACUGGGGGGAGGAACGAUCAAAAGCCACAGAAAACAUCCAUCACUGAACUGCUCUUAAGAUCCAGCACAGAGUACCCAGAAAUUCAAACUUUAUUAGAUAUUCAUUCAGGUUCCAAGAAAUGUUGCACAGGACAGCUCUGAGGAUUAGUAAAUUAGAGACACAAAUUGCUGCAAUUUGUAAAAAAGACAGCAUUCUUAGCUUCUUAAAAUUCACAGGAAGACUCAGAUUAUCUGGAGAAAUUGUAUGACAGUGGAGGACGGUAGAGUGGGGGAAAAUAUUCUGUGACAACUUAUUGUUUCCUUUUCUUCUUCAGGAUGAAAACUAGCCAAAAAACAGUGGGAAGAAACAGCACAACAAUCACUGGAUUCAUUCUCCUUGGUUUUUCUGACAUUCCCAGCCUGCAGCAUUUAUUGUUUUCAGUGUUUCUGGUCACCUACAUAGUCACCUUGGCUGGAAACCUUCUAAUCAUUGUCCUCACAUUGGCUGACCCAGCCCUUCACACCCCCAUGUAUUUCUUCCUCAGGAACCUGUCCCUCUUGGAGAUGUGCUACACAUCAGUCAAUGUCCCCAAGAUGCUUGGAAAUCUGUUGUCUAGGGAUAAAGCCAUCUCUUUCAUUGGCUGUGCUAUGCAAAGAUAUUUCUCUUUUUUCCUUGGUGGGUCAGAGUGUUUUCUCUUGGCGUGCAUGGCCUACGAUCGCUAUGUUGCAAUAUGCAAGCCUCUGCAUUACCCCGUGGUUAUGAACAGGAAGGUGUCCACUGGACUGGCUGCGGGAUCCUGGCUCAGUGGUCUCCUCAUGUCCUUCGGUCACACCAGCAUGGUAUUCACUCUACCCUUCUGCAGAUCCCACGAGAUUAAUCAUUUCUUCUGUGACAUCCCUCCACUGCUGAAGCUGGCGUGUGGAGACACCUCUCACAAUGAAAUGGCUGUCUUCAUCAUGGCUUUUUUCUUUGUCAUCUUCCCCUUCAUGCUGAUCCUCAUUUCCUAUGUCUGCAUCAUCUCCACCAUCCUGAGGAUGCCAUCGGGAGAGGGCAGGAGGAAGUCCUUCUCCACCUGCUCCUCACACCUCGUAGUGGUGACACUGUUCUAUGGCUCUGCUUGCAUUAUGUAUCUGAAGCCCAAUUCCUCCUACUCAGCAGACACAGACAAGUUUCUCUCUCUGUUCUACACAGUCAUCACGCCGAUGCUAAACCCCAUCAUCUACAGCCUGAGGAACAAGGAGGUGAAGGGAGCAUUCUGGAGAAUGGUGUGGAGAAGAAGGUUCCAUUGAAUAAAGGAAAUUGCUUGACUGCAGAUGUCUCCAGCUCAAUUCUUUUAAGGGCUUUAUAUCUAUGUUAAGACCUUAUCUGGCCCCCUUAUCAUGGUAACUGAGCACCUCACAAUCUUUAAUGGAUUUAAUGUCACAUUGCCUCUGUGCAGUAGGAAAAUGCAAUAAUUUAAGUUUUAAAGAUGGAGCUGUGACAGGUUGAAUCACAGAAACCCCUUUGGGGACUGCCACCUCAUGUCCUGAGACUACCCCUGAGCCUGUUUCCCUUGGCAGAUAAAGACUUCAGUGCCCUGCCUGGUUUGAGCCAGACACGCUUGCCUGCUGCAAACAGAGACCCAGAUCUGAACAACGUCCCUGAAAAGUAGGCUUAAUUGAAAACAGCUUAAGAAGUGUUCCUGUCGCCAACACUCAGAUGCCCAACUCCCAGUGGGGUCCAA